This is a messenger RNA of Cuscuta epithymum, 1121 nucleotides long. The record is from the annotation of a GenBank genome assembly. Lineage: Eukaryota; Viridiplantae; Streptophyta; Magnoliopsida; Solanales; Convolvulaceae.
UCGAAACCUGCUGGGAUCCAGUGAAUGAAUAAUUUUAAAUGAUAAAACUCUGAGGCGGAUGGGAACCGCACUCGUGAACAUACUCUUCAGCCUCCAAAAUCGCAGACUCCGUCACUCGUAGACGCAAUCUAGUCUUGCAAAGAAGGUUGAGAAGCUCGUCGACAAUACACUCUCAUUGCAGAUGCAAAGUUUUGGGCUACGCAGAAUUUUGCUCUCUGACGACUCCAUUGUAAUGAUUAUUUGUUUUUAAUUGUAAAAUAUUACCGGAGUAAUUUUUAACUGAGGGUUCCAAAGGAAAAGGUCAAGGGAGUGUUUGCAAGAGCUUAAAAAAAGCAAUCCCAUUAAAUCAAGGAGUUAGACUCUCCGCCGCCUAGCGUUUCCUAGGGGUGUUUUCCGGUGUUAAACGUCAGAGUUUAGCAUCGAGCUUGCGUUUCUGCGUCUGCGUUUGCUGUUCCAUCAACGUAGAUCGUCGGUGCUUUCGUUGGAUUGGCUUUUUUUGGUCAGGUCUCGGGAUUGUGGGAGCUUUGUCGGCUGUAUUGAGUCGUCGGGUUGAUUUGAACAAGGAUUUCGCUGCUUGAGAUUGCUGGCAGUAGGAAUAGGCGACCAUGAGUAUUAUUUUGUGGAAUUGCAGAGGAUUGGGAAACCCAGCUUCAGUCCAAUCAAUGCUUCAGUGUAUGGUUCCGGCCCUCGGCACAGGCAAUGAACAGACAGGGUGCGACGAAGGGACGAGUAAGGAAGAAUACAGAUCGGCGGCACGUCCCCCGCCUAAACCGCCGCCUUGGAUUGAUCUAAAUGUCGAGGUUUGGAAGAUGAAAGUUCAAGAAGUUUGGAGUAUUUGUCAGUUAUUCUAUUUUUGUUGGUCUUAUUUUCGUGUCAUGUUUGUUCACGGUGUUUUGUUUCUUGUUGAAGUUUUUAAUUUUGAGUCUUUGAUAAUGAUUGUCAAUUCUGCUAGUUAUUAUGUCAUUAGAAGGAUCUAUAUGGCCAGUGAUUGCUGUUUCACACCCGCUUGGUGGUUAGCGAUCUGCAUUGCUCUUUCAUGGGUGAUCGUCUCAGAGUCUAGCCAUAGGGUUGAUUGCGAUAGUUGGUUGAUGAUAGUUUUUGUCAGGAUUGGUCUGUUUGAG